Messenger RNA from Rotaria sp. Silwood2, 861 nucleotides. NCBI's taxonomy places the organism in Eukaryota, Metazoa, Rotifera, Eurotatoria, Philodinida, Philodinidae. The record is from the annotation of a GenBank genome assembly.
AUGUCAGAUAGUCAUGGCAAAUGCCUUAAUUAUCCUAUUAUUACAACUAAUUAUCAAAUUGAUAAUUAUUCAUUUUCUGGUCUGCAAUGGAUCAACAAUUAUAAUUCAAAUUUAUGUCUUUUUUCUUUGAUCCAAAAAGAACUAUUUAGUUUUUUAUUGUCUACAUCUUCAUAUGCUUUCUUCCUUAUUGGGACCAAUUCGGUACGAAAUUAUGUAGCAUCAGAAAUUAUUGAUCAAGUCGAUCAAAUUUUUUCUUUCAUCUAUUCUCAAUAUCCUCAUUUAACAAAUCAAAAACUGAUAGUAACCACCUGCAUUCCUUGUUUCAAAACUACGAAACGAUUCCCUACUACAACAGCAUUAAUGAAUAAUAUCUAUCAUUAUAAUUAUUUAUUAUUCAUACUCUCCCACAAGUUUAAUUUUCUUUAUUUUGAUUUACAUAUACCAAUCGAUUGGUUGUCUUAUGAUAUGAUGCAUGUUGGUCGUCGUUAUCAUAAUGAAUUUUCCAAUCUUAUUCUAAACUAUAUUAAUAGUUUACCUGUAAAUCAAAAUAUAUCUAUUACAAUCUGCAAUCGUUCUCCUGAAGCUAUUCAUAGACGAAAUAAAAAACGAAAUUUCAAGUUAAAAAUGAUUCAAAAAAAUUUUACUUUACGUCGUGAAAUUUCGUCAUUAUGGUCAUAUAUUCAUUUGAAAAAAUUUCUUAAAUAUAAUGGUAUUCGAUUUGGUACUUUAUCUAUCAUGUCUAACCAUAUAUUAUAUUUACGAUUUAAUAAUAUUUUUAAUUUACGAUCUGCUGACCAUGCACUUCCUAUGGACAUAUUUGAUUCAAUCCAUUUCAUUCAAUGGCUUGAACAUAUUCGUUAA